This is a messenger RNA of Spodoptera frugiperda (fall armyworm), 4982 nucleotides long. Its product is annotated as serine/threonine-protein kinase minibrain. Bases 296 to 1714 code for a protein of 472 amino acids. The record is from RefSeq and is a predicted model, not a curated record. Gene Ontology annotation, biological process: peptidyl-serine phosphorylation; positive regulation of DNA-templated transcription; protein autophosphorylation. Gene Ontology annotation, cellular component: nucleus. The transcript has 10 exons. Gene Ontology annotation, molecular function: protein serine/threonine kinase activity; protein serine/threonine/tyrosine kinase activity; transcription coactivator activity. Lineage: Eukaryota; Metazoa; Arthropoda; Insecta; Lepidoptera; Noctuidae.
AUAGGUAUCGCAGCGAUAACGAGCCAGUCGUGUCCUCGCAGCCGAUUAUUGCGGUUGCUACAUCAAUAUAUUUGUUCUCGUACAUUUAACCGCUGAAAAUAUAAUUCGCAUUAACAAGAACCUCGUCGCGCGCUUUGUGGAGUCAGGUGUCGGUUGAAUAUCUGCGCCUAGCCUUGCGUUUAAAACUGUCAAGGCGAGUGUGGAAGGAGUGCAACGUGUGGCUUGUAAACUGUUUAGCUUGUAAACUCGUAAGCGGUGGUGCAGUGACCCAUCAGCCGUGCGUGAAGACGGUACGAUGGUGCGCAAAGGGGAGAAGUCCACCGCCACCCUGCUCAGGACUCUGGCCGACACGCUCCGCUGGCAAACUCUCCGCGCCGUCACUUUGGUGCGUUCGGUGUAUUACGCGAAGAAAAAACGGAGAGCGCAACAGUACCUGGGCGAGGAUGGCUCGCACAAAAAAGAGAGGAAGUUAUAUAACGACGGCUAUGAUGAUGAUAACCAUGAUUACAUAAUCAAACAGGGCGAGAAGUUCCUCGACCGGUAUGAGAUCUCCUCGCCGAUUGGGAAGGGAUCUUUUGGACAGGUUGUGAAAGCGUAUGACCACGAGGAGCAGUGUCAAGUAGCGAUUAAAAUAAUUAAGAAUAAGAAACCCUUCCUAAACCAGGCACAAAUAGAAGUCAAGUUACUAAAAAUGAUGAACAGAGCGGAUCCUGAAAAUAAGUAUUAUAUAGUGAAACUGAAAUGUCACUUUAUGUGGCGGAACCACCUGUGCCUAGUAUUCGAGCUGUUGUCGUACAACUUGUAUGACCUGCUACGCAACACCAACUUCAGGGGCGUCUCGCUCAACCUAACGCGCAAGUUUGCGCAGCAGUUGUGCACCGCGUUACUGUUCCUUAGUCAACCUGAACUAAAUAUAAUUCACUGUGAUCUUAAACCCGAGAAUAUACUACUAUGCAACCCGAAAAGGUCAGCCAUUAAAAUUGUGGAUUUCGGGAGCUCGUGUCAACUAGGUCAAAGGAUAUAUCAAUACAUUCAAUCGAGGUUUUACCGGUCGCCGGAGGUGUUGCUCGGCGUGCCGUACGACCUCGCGAUAGACAUGUGGUCGCUGGGCUGCAUACUCGUCGAGAUGCACACGGGCGAGCCGUUGUUCAGUGGAGCCAACGAGGUCGAUCAGAUGAACAAAAUUGUCGAAGUGCUCGGCAUGCCGCCUGAUCAUCUGUUAGACCAGGCACACAAAACAAGAAAAUUCUUUGACAAAUUACCAGCGUCAGAAGGCGGUGGUUAUGUAUUAAAGAAGGUUAAUGGAAAGGAUGGAAGCGGUUACAGGAAGUACCGGCUGCCGGGCACGCGGCGGCUGCACGACAUCCUCGGCGUGGAGGGCGGCGGGCCCGCCGCGCGCCGCCGCGGGGAGCCCGGGCACUCCGUCUCCGACUAUCUCAAGUUCAAGGACCUAAUCCUCCGCAUGUUGGAGUACGACCCCAAACAGCGUGUGACGCCGUACUACGCGUUACAACAUAAUUUCUUUAAACGGACCGCAGACGAGUCCACAAACACACAACAAGCACAGUCGCAUCACCAACACGUGGGCGCGCGCGUGUGGGGCGGCGUGGGCGGCGGCGGCGCCGAGCGCAUGGACGUGGAGGGCGCGCGGCGCUCGGCCGAGCUGCUGGCGCCCGUGUGUCCGCUGGCGCACAGCCCCGUGGCCAUCCACUAGCGCCCCGCCACACUCCUGGACUGAAUCCGAUAUUUAUGAUUCUAUAUUUUUAUUUAAUACGAUAAGUCUGACUGUAAAGAAAUAUUAUGGUGACGAUUUGUUACGUUGUACCGUGUACCGUGUAUUUGUAUUAUUUGUUUCUUGAUCGCUUCACCGACAGUACUUAGAGAACGUUCCGAGAGAUCGCCGACCGCGACGGCGACGGUCCCGUUCAUCGCAUCCGGACGCAUCGAGGGCAUGAGAGCUAGGUUUUUUUAUUGUUACGCGAUGCAUAUCAAGGACGCAAUAUGGUAGAAAAUAAAUAUUGUAUAUAAAAUUUAGGAAACCGACUAAUCGAUACAGACUGCGACAUAAACUGGAUAAUCUAUAGUUUAGUUACGAUCUAUGCUAGUUAGGCUUUCGUUCGGUUUUAAUUAUCGCAAGCUUUAUAUUCUUAAAGUGUCGGCAACUGAUGACUGAAAUUCAAAGGGCCAAUGAGAAUUUGUUUAUACAAACGAAGAAAUAGAUUAAGUAUUUUUGUUAUUGCACAAAUUGAUUCGAUUCGACACACACUCGUACACACUUAAAUUAUUUAAAUAAAACUAUGCCCUCGCAUUUCAGAGUUGUUGUAUAUUGUAAAAAUGUUUUAUUUCGAAUGUAUAACGCUUGUGAUGAAGGUCCCAAGUGUUCCAUUUAACGCGUAUAGGUUACUUUGACCCAUUGGAAUAUUCAGACGAUGUGUAAAACAGAGAAUAGUGUAUAGGUAAUUCUAUAAAACACAAAAUGUACUUGUAGGUUAUGACAAAUGUUGAAACAUAUAUAAAAAUUUGGGUAUUUCAGAUAAGAGUUAAUAAAUUGAAUUAAACUGACUUGUUCAACCUUUUUGGAUUUGAAUCUACAAUAGACUAACCUCAUUGCAACAGACUGGUUGAAACUUUGUAAACGGAGAUAUUUUGUAUAGCAUACACUGAAUCACUGCCUUAUUGUGCCGGAACUUUUUAUGUGUAAGGCCCGCUACUAAUUAACGACUUUUUGGUCGCUCGAUGUAAAGUAAUCAAAUUAUUGUCAAUAUUUGGUUAUUGAGUUUUGUUGACUUUUGUUCGUGGGUGAUCUUAAAUUGCAUUUAAGAUGGCGAGAAUGUGGAUGCACACAUUCUAGAUAAAGGUUAGCAAAUGUGAAGUUGUGGGAUUGAGUGAGGAUUGUCUCGAGUAGCAGAUGCUGCCGAGAACGUGUACAGUUGUCCAUAGACUUGAAAGAUCUUGUUAGUAGCGGUCCUGGAGCGUAGCUUCUUUAUUCUGACCAUGUCGUGAUAUAGUAAAAUUUUUAUGUUCAAUUAUUUUUAGUUAAGAAAUUGACUGAAAUGACAAUUGUUCAGAAUAAAGCAGCUACUUAUGACGAAUUGCAACUGAUAGCAAAUUAUUUCAUAUCGCAAAGUAUUGUUGCGAGUUUUUAUAAAAUAAACCUUCCUAAAAUGGAUUUAUUUUUAAACGAAACACAUGUAUGGUACAGCUAUUCGUUUACAUGAAGCAUUAAAGUAUUUUUCUACAUUUGAUUUAUCUAAUAAUACGUGCUAUCUAUUUCAUUUAAUUGUAGAUUUGAAUCUAUUUCUAAUCUCGCUGUUCUGUAUUAUAAAUUUUUCAAAUAUCUGUAUAAUAUUUACUGUAAUACUUUUCUGCUUCAUGAGAUAUAGGGAUGUUAGAGAGAGUUAAGGAAUAAGUAUGGGAAACACGUUUAAUUUGAUAAUGUUAGAGCAAUAACGAUGUUAUCGACAGGCAGGUUUCCAAAUGUAUGUAAAAUAUUAAAUUGUGUUCGUGUCACUCCUGACUGUACAAAUGCGUAACUGUUCGUGUGAACCUCUGCUCUAUGUGGACGCUGAAGAUGUGGCCAGGGUCACUCCAGCACUGAGAGCGUUGUUGUGAGGGUCAGGCAACCCUCGGACUAUUUGUUCCAACGAUAUUCACGCCUUGGCUAUAGGCGCAGUGAUGGAAAUUCCACUGCGGAAACAUGUCAAAUGAUGUCAUAUAAAAGACGUUGGAGAGAUAGUUUGAGGAUUUGGAAUGGUGGACAGUCUGAGAUGAGAUAGGCGGAGGGUUUGGAAGGAUAGCAGUGGAUACUAGUUCAGAUUUCUGACUGAACUGCGAAGGUUCCCGGUCUCCCGGUAUCCUCGUACGCGAGGAGCUGCUCCACUCCUUCGUGUGACGCGGCGAGCCUCUUAGAUGAGCUCGUGCUCGAGCUUCUCAUACUCACUAUUUGGUAGGGGGAGAAAUUACUUGCUUAGAGUAUUGGUGCUCUCGAUAUACAAUGAGGUAAUUUAUUUGGUCGCAUCAUUGUAUGAUGUCCGCAUUACGAGAUACAUAUAUGCGAGAACCAAAUUACGGGGUCCUACAUACAAAAAGGUGGCAACUGCAUUGCGGUACGACAAAAUUUAAAAUGUCGAUGGACUCGCGCGUUGGACACGACGGACUUUGUGACGCGGGCACCGUGGAACUACUUCGCCGGUCUGCUGCUAUUGCUCAAUGUGCUGGAUAUUAUUGCUUAUUAGCGUUGUGUUUGGCGAUGUCGCCAGUAAGUGCCUGCACCAAGGUACACUAAUGUAAAUAGGGAUAUAGCACAUAAGAAGACAGUCGCCAACUGUCGGUAUUUAUAUUGACAAAAGACAAAUUACGCCAAAAUCAACAAAACAGAGGUUACAACAGAAUUUACAACAUUUGUACAGUCAGAAGCGGCACAUGUUAUCAAGUGUACCUAAUUGUAAUAUACAUUAUUAUAAUUGUUUUAAUAUUUUAGUUCCUUUUAACUGGAUAACUAUGCUAAAAUAGAUGCUGUAUCCACCGUAUAAUAUACAGUUAUAUGAUUUACUCAGUGUAACACUUGUGUAUAACUUAAGACAAUGAUUAAUUUAAUUUUGUGACAUAGCUACCUUGUUAUGGUACCAAGUCGAGGGGGAAAUCUGCCGUGAAAAUGUUAAUAAUUGACAAACUAGUCGGGAUGUUAAGUGAUAACGACCACGUAAAACACCAACCUUUGAUAUAGUUCUAACUAAAUCCAUUACUCAAGGAUGGCCCUAGAUGUUUGCGCUUGAGUAUGUAAUAUACUAUACUAUUUAUUUGUACUGUGACAGUAUGGGGUUAUAUGGAAUGUGUGAGUUGGCAUGUGGUGGUGCGCGAAGCGAUGAGCUAAAGUGUUUAUUUCCUAUCGGAUUGUCAGUUCGCAGGCACUGUAACAAUAAAAGGAUAGAGCUUUAUGUCACUAAGUUUUGUAUUUUAAAUCAAUAAACGAUAGCAAUUGA